AAUUAAAGAUAAAAAUUUUGCAUUUACACAUGGUUUAUUUUUUUGGAAACUAAAAUUUUGGCGAAACAUUUAGUGAACACUAGUUAAUGAUAUUAUUGAGUGAAAAAUGUGAUGUAAUUUAAUGUUUACACUUUAAUUUAUACGCAAACAUGGUGCAAUUGAACUAUUUGGUUAUUCAAAUAAAAAAAAAUUGAACAUGUGCACGCAAGGAAUUUUAUCUUCAUUAUUUCCAAAAGAUGUGGAACAAGGGGUCCCAGAGGAGAAGGAGAGCCAGGAACCACUCCUCGGGACCAUCUACGAGAGCGGGCGACCCCCCCGGAAACCUCCUACCAACUUGCCCCAUUUCGACACGUGGACCUUCAACCGCCACCAUCCAUCAAACCCCAACAUGGACUCCACUCCAUCAUCAGCGCCAUCGACCGUCAACAACACACCGCUGACGGAGAGCGCGGACAACUUGCCCAAGAAAUGGAGACGAAGUGAUAGGAGAUUGAGGAGGCUGAACACUGAGCUGCUUGAGGCUAUUGAGACUCAUGAUGUUGAGGAGGUUGAAAGACUUCUCAAAGCAGGCGCGAACCCAAACGCCACCUGCCGCCUUGACCUGGUGUCAGCGUGCCACAUAGCUGCCCUGAACGUGAACGAAACACUAGCCUUGCUCCUCAAGUUUGGCGCCGAGAAAUAUAGACAGGACACCCUGGGCAGGACGCCAUUGCACUUGGCAGCUUGGGCUGGGAAUGCUAAGCAGAUGGCGAUCCUUCUGGAUUUCCCUGAAGAUGUCCACGACAGAGUCCUGAACGAUGGACUAUCGUCAGACGUGGAGGAAGACGUAAGGAAGCUAUGCGAGAAGACCAGAACCCUCGCCAACGUAAGGUGCGAUCUGGGAGAGGUUAAGGCUGUACUGCCCAGCACUUGGAAGGACAACAUCGAUCAUAACUGCAAGGAUAUUAAAGGAUGUCUGCCUCUACUCCAAGCUGGUUGGACGCCCCUCCACGUGGCGUCGUCGUGCGCAAGAUUGCACUGCACCCGUCUGCUGCUGGCAGCUGGAGCCGAUCCCAACAUCUGCGAUGUGAAAGGAAGAACUGCCCUGGACGUGGUGGGCUCAGCUAUCUACUUCGAUCAAGAAGUCAAUUCUCAAUAUUUCACAGAAGUAAUACAAAUGCUGCUGGAGGCUGGCGCGCAGUUCAACACGAUGAAGGUCAAAGGGCUCAAUAAUGUGGACUCCCCCCUCCACACAGCCAUAGCCCUGGAGAACUUGGACGCUGUCAAUGAGCUGCUGAAUGCUGGUGCUUCUAAUGCCUGCUUAAACGCAGCUGGACAGACGCCGUUACAUGUCUGCAUUGUGAAGCAGUUCGAGGAGUGUCUUCAGGUUCUAGCAAACUAUGGGAACAACGACAUAGACCCGUUGUGCGCAUCAGUCGACGUGAAGGACCGUGACGGCCACACUGUGCUGCAGGCGGCGGUUGAGGCGGCGUGGGUGCCUGGUGUGUGCGUGGCUUUAGAGGCUGGGGCUGAUGUCACUUUGAAGGCAAAUGAUGGCGAAACACCAAUCCACUCAGCAGCCGCUCUCGGAAACCUAGAUGUACUCAAUGAAAUCCUCAGCAUUGCUAAACAGAAAGACGCUCUCAACUAUCAGAACGAAGAAGGAGAAACAGCAUUAUUCAAAGCUGUUAAACAUGGUCACAAAGACUGUGUUGAAGCUAUACUUAAUGAAGGAGCAUCUCUUAAAAUUACUCUACCAGGAGACGUUAAUGUUUUACAUGUAGCUGCCGAAGCUGGCUAUACAGAAAUUUUAAAGUUCUUAAUAGAAUACGAUGAAGAAAUAACAUACGAAAUGAUAAAUGCUUUAACAGCCGGUGAUAGAAGAGGAUUUGGUCCAAUACAUUUUGCUGUUUCAGAAGAUAAUAUUGAGUGUGUUAAAUUGUUACUUUCUAAAAGAGCCGACGUUAGGUUGAGGACGACGUGUAGUCCACAUAAGUCGUCAACACCUUUACACGUAGCAGCCGUGAAAAAUUUGGUCGAAAUUGCUAAAGUGAUUUUAAAUUUUGAUAAAACUACAAUUUACGAAGUUAAUAGUAUGGGUUGGUUUCCUUUGCAUACUGCUAGUCAUCAUGGAAGUAGGGAUAUAAUUACACUUUUGUUACGUGAAGGAGCAGACUUAUCCGGGUACACUGAUGGCCCUAAGAAGUUUAAAAGAACAGCAAUGGAUAUGAUUGUCAACAACUUGUCCAAACCUGCAGAAUUUAUGGAAGAUGUCUUCGAUUCAUACAUAUCGACAAAUAAUUUGAAUCUUCAAGAGCCUAAUUGUGAAAUCACAAUAGAUUAUAGAAUACUUAUGCCUAGUGUUUGUGAAAUGGAACAAAUGAAAGUAAUAGAGGCUCUGCUGAAGACAGGCAAUAGAUAUGGCCAGAAGAGAUUGUUAGUUCAUCCAUUAGUGGAAAGUUUCCUAUAUUUGAAGUGGAAGGCGUUGCUGCCAUUUUUCUACACGAUAAUAGCUGUCUAUGCAUUCUUCGUGAUGUCGUUGACUGUUUUUGUGGUGUCUGUGUUCUUUUAUAGGGACACGAGGGAUGUAGCACCAGUGUGGUUGAAUCCUAGUGUGUGGGGCUACGUCAUGUAUGGUUCGAUCUGCCUGAUUCUAAUACAGGAAAUGUUGUAUAUGAACGUGAAGUCUAGUAGAUACUUCCUCCAACUGGAAACCUGGGUGAAGUUCGGAUCCCUAGGUCUGGCAAUGAUCUUGCCGCUGGCCAUCUUCAUAGUGACAGCGUGGUCUGACGACGAAUGGCCGAGGCAUGUGGCAACCCUGGCGCUGUUGUUGUCCUGGCUGGAGAUGAUGUUUCUGCUGUCCAGGUUUCCCAAUUGGGGAUACUAUGUACUGAUGUUUGGGAAGGUUGCCUCAAACGUCGUCAAGAUCCUGCUGACAUUUGCUUUCCUGGUGAUCGGAUUCUCUCUCAGUUUCAUGAUCCAAUUCCACUCUCAGAUGCCGUUUGAGAGCCCCUGGGCGGCCAUGGUGAAGACAGUCGUCAUGAUGACGUCAGAAUUCGACUAUGAAGCUCUUUUCGACGAAGAACAUUCUGCCAAUCUAGCCACAUCACUCGUCAUUGUCAGAGUGAUAUUUUUAAUCUUUCUAAUUCUCGCUGCUAUAGUUUUAAUGAAUUUAAUGGUUGGUGUUGCAGUUAAUGAUAUCAAUGAUUUGGAAGUUCUAGGAAAUAUCAGAAGACUAGCAAAGCAAGUGGAAUUCUUAAGUACUUUAGACACACUCGUCUACAACAGGGUCUUCAAGAAACUAUUGCCAACAAAAGUGAAUAACAGUAUAAAAACGAAAAGGAAUGUUAGGUGUGUAUUGACGCUGAAUCCUGGCAAACCAAAAUGGAGGCAUUACAAAAUUAUGCCGUCAAGAAUACGUGACGCGAUCUUCGAAAAGGCAAUGAGGCAGAAGAAACAGAAAGACGAUGAGAUGGGUAUACAAGAUUUUAAAUGUAAGAUUGAAGAGAUAUACAAUGCAAUUGUUAUGGAUACAGAAAAAAGAAAAGAGAUAGAAGAUAGAAUAAGAGAAGGACCAGCUUUGAAUAGAACGAGACAUGAAGAUAUAAUGAGACAUCUGAAUGAUAUAGAUGACGAAAUGACAGAGAUGAAAGAUAAGAUGACCACUUACGCAGAAAGCACAAAAUCGCCUAUAGAUGAAUUGAAUGUGAAAAUGGAUCAGAUGUCUUUGGAAAUAGAAGCGAUCAAGCAGUUUUUGAGUAGGUUAGAAACUAAAAUAGGAAGGUUAUAAAAUUUAUAAACGACAUUUGUAACGGUACCUAUAUUUUUGUACUUAGUAAAUUUACAAUGUUACA
Messenger RNA from Plodia interpunctella (Indianmeal moth), 3833 nucleotides. RefSeq names its product transient receptor potential channel pyrexia-like. Gene Ontology annotation, cellular component: membrane. Bases 197 to 3769 code for a protein of 1190 amino acids. Gene Ontology annotation, biological process: monoatomic ion transport; transmembrane transport. The transcript has 11 exons. The record is from RefSeq and is a predicted model, not a curated record. NCBI's taxonomy places the organism in Eukaryota, Metazoa, Arthropoda, Insecta, Lepidoptera, Pyralidae. Gene Ontology annotation, molecular function: protein binding; monoatomic ion channel activity.